GGUUUCAUCUUCUCUGAAUUAUACCCUUCAUUGAAGACGCGAUUGCAACGAUGAAACUGAAGAUAUCUGGAUGGCAUCGGUGACAAUGGAACAGCACGACAGACGAAGCGACGGGAAGCUGGGAAAAGCUGAGAUCCGAUGACGAUGGCACGGCGGAGAGCAAUUUCCCGAUGAAGGCAAACAAGCGCGUAGGUCUUGAUUAAACGUAUCUCCUGCCGGCCAAAGAAAACAGAAGGACGGCGCAAGAUCGUCGAUUGAUACUCCGGACGCGAAUAAAGGCAUCGACUUUUGCCAUGGAAGGAUUAUUUCUCGCGAGGUCGAGGACGACACCACAGUGUUUUACUGUUUUGCAAAGUACAACUUCGAGGGAGCUUGCAAAGCAUGCUUCUUCUUCGCCUUACCCUGUGCGUCAUUCUUCACGUCGGCGAUGUUUUUUCGACAACGGAGAACGCAUUUAAUCAUGGGGCAAGGAUCUGGCUGGACCGGGUGGAUGACUCGCUCGAGUUCCUGAAUCGUGCGACCGCUAGUCUCGAGUGGCAAACCCUCAGGAACGCUUCGGUCGUGCCGCCCGACGUGUACGCGUCUGUCUUUCAACUGAGAUUGAUGUGGAGGGAUCGUUGGUGCGGAGAGUUGAUGGAUUUUCAAGAUAAUGGAAUAUUCGUAGGCAGACAGUUGCUGAGCUUCUUGUGCCACGGGGUGAAGUACAACGAUAAGAUAACGAGAAAAAUUACCGUCAUCAAGGAGAUACUGUCUUCCACGUACGACUCUGCGCACAUUUGCGAGGAUCACCGACGGAGAUGUUACCGCGGCGAGUCGGACAUGGCGAAGUUGAUGGCGACUUCGAGAAACGAGAGCAAAUUGCGUUGGGCUUGGUCGGCAUGGAGAAAUCGUAUGAGCGGGAUGAGGUGGCCCUUCGCACAGUUGAUUGCUCUUGAAAAUAUGGCAGCACGGAGCAACGGCUACGCGGAUAUCGGAGCAUAUUGGAGGGAAGAGUUCGAAAUCCCGAACUUGGAGAGCGUCUUCGAGGAGAUGUAUCGACGAGUCGAGCCGCUGUAUCGCCUUCUUCACGCUGUCGUGAGGUUUCGGCUCGCGAAAUUGUAUCCCGACGUCGUCGACAUAUCCCAGCCGAUUCCGGCUCAUUUGUUAGGUAACUUGUGGUCGCAGAGUUGGGAAGCGUUGAUCGACGUGGUGUUUCCGAAUUACAUCGCAAUCAUUCCGGAUCUGACGGACUCGAUGAGGCGAGGCAAUUACAGCGUGACGAAGAUGGUAAGACAAGUGGAAGACUUCUACGUCUCUCUUGGAUUCCCGCCCUUGACGCCGGAGUUCUGGAAGAACUCCGUCUUCGAGCGAGAAGCUGGUGAGACCUCCAGCUGCCAUGCGACUGCUAUUAACAUGUUCAAGAGGAACGACUUCAGGAUCUUCGCGUGUCUAGAGACGAAUUCGCAGGACUUCAACGUUGUUCAUCACGAGUUGGGUCACAUACAAUACUACAUGGCGUAUCAGAACCAACCGUCGUUCUUCAAGAACGGCAUCAACGCUGCUUUCCACGAGUCGAUCGGCGACGCGAUCUCGCACGGCGCGACUUCUCCCCGGCAUAUGCGGCGUCUAGGACUGCUACGCGACGCGUCAAGUGACUCGUUAAAGACGGCAGUCCUCGUAAAGCAAGCUCUACUGAAGAUACCGCAGCUGUCGAGCGGGCUGGUAAUUGAGAAGUGGAGGUGGUCGGUGUUUUCCGGCAGGACGAAGCCGUCGAGGUACAACGAAGCGUGGUGGCACCUGCAUCGUCGCUACAUGGGCGUCGCGCCGCCAUCGCCGAGAUCCGAGGAAUUCUUUGAUGCCGCGGCGAAGUAUCACGUCUCCCACGGUGUACCCUAUGCCAGGUAUUACCUGGCAAGUUUCCUGCAAGUGCAACUAUUCCAAGGGAUGUGCGAGGCGUCUGCGGGUCUGAGAGUUGGCUCUGCGACGUUCAAUGCGAGCCUCCACAAGUGCGACAUUUAUGGAUCAAAGGAUGCGGGCAGGAUCUUGAGGUCUGAAGCAAUCGCCGUCUAGUUUAACCGUCUAGUUUUGUAAAAAAUGAUAGCUUUAAUCCCU
Molecule: messenger RNA, 2091 nt
Organism: Harpegnathos saltator (Jerdon's jumping ant)
Lineage: Eukaryota; Metazoa; Arthropoda; Insecta; Hymenoptera; Formicidae
Product: angiotensin-converting enzyme
Exons: 11
Coding region: 382-2049 (555 amino acids)
Biological process (GO): proteolysis
Cellular component (GO): membrane
Molecular function (GO): metallopeptidase activity; peptidyl-dipeptidase activity
Source: RefSeq, a predicted model, not a curated record